This is a messenger RNA of Rubroshorea leprosula, 2014 nucleotides long. The record is from the annotation of a GenBank genome assembly. Lineage: Eukaryota; Viridiplantae; Streptophyta; Magnoliopsida; Malvales; Dipterocarpaceae.
AAGUUCCCUCUCUCACCAAAGAUCCAAUACAAUUAACUUAACCCAAAGUUGAAAAAAAGAAGUGGGGAGACUGUUAAGAAAAGCAAAAGAAAUGGAAGAAGGGUACGGCCAGAUAUCCACAUGGGAAGGCUAUGUAGAUUGGAGGAACAGACCUGCUCUCCGCGGCCGCCACGGUGGCAUGCUUGCCGCCUCCUUCGUCUUGGUUGUGGAAAUAUUGGAGAACCUAGCAUAUCUAGGAAAUGCAAGCAAUCUGGUGCUGUACAUGGAACAGUACAUGCACUUCUCCCCAUCAAAAUCUGCAAAUAACGUCACCAAUUUCAUGGGAACUGCCUUCCUUCUGGCUCUUCUUGGAGGCUUCUUAUCGGAUGCUUUCUUCACUACUUAUCACAUCUAUGUCAUGGGUGCUCUCACCGAAUUUCUGGGCUUGGUAGUACUGACGGUGCAAGCUGGCUCAUCAUCCCUAAGGCCUCCUCCAUCAUGCCACCCAGGCAACCUCCCAUGCCAAGAAGUAAACGGCGGAGAGGCCGCAAUGCUGUUCAUUGGUCUCUAUCUCGUUGCACUCGGCGUAGGAGGGAUAAAGGGAACCCUACCUCCACAUGGCGCGGAGCAAUUCGACGAGAGCACACCGGAGGGGAGGAAGCAAAGAUCAACAUUCUUCAAUUACUUUGUCUUCUGCCUCUCCUGUGGUGGCCUUAUUGCCGUUACAUUCGUGGUGUGGAUUGCAGACAAUGUAGGGUGGGUUUGGGGUUUUGGAAUCUCCACCAUUGCAAUAUUGUUGUCCAUACCAAUCUUCCUCGCCGGCUCAGCUUUUUACCGGAACAAAAUUCCUUUUGGCAGUCCUUUUACAACCAUUCUCAAGGUUAUGGUUGCGGCCACAAUGAACCCUUGCCUGAGCAGAAGCCCAAGCAAUGCCAUAGCCAACCUCGCAGGAAGUCCUUUGGAUCCACCCGAGACCGGUGAGAAAUCAGCUGAAAAUGCCAAAGAAACCAAUCACCCGCCUUGUCAAACCCCAUCCGAAACCCCAUCCGAAACCCCAUCCGAAACCCUCCGGUUCCUAAACAGAGCAGUGGCCACCAAGCCCGCUCACUCCUCCCUCCAAUGCACGGUCCAGCAAGUAGAAGAAGUCAAAAUAGUUCUCAAAAUCCUCCCCAUCUUCGGCUGCACCAUCAUACUCAACUGCUGCCUCGCUCAACUCUCCACUUUCUCUGUGCAACAAGCCGCCACCAUGAACACCCACCUCGGCUCCUUCAAAGUCCCCCCUGCUUCCCUUCCACUCUUCCCCGUCCUCUUCAUCAUGAUCCUCGCACCCGUUUACGACCACUUUAUAAUCCCACUUGCCCGUAAAGUAACCAGAUCAGAAAUGGGCAUCACUCACCUCCAACGAAUCGGGAUCGGAUUAGUCCUUUCAAUCAUAGCAAUGGCAAUAGCCGCCCUCGUCGAAAUAAAACGGAAGAGGGUCGCAACCAGCUCAGGCCUCCUCGACUCAACCAAUCCCCUACCCAUUACAUUUUUCUGGAUUGCUUUGCAAUACUUGUUCCUGGGGUCAGCAGAUUUGUUCACCCUGGCGGGGUUGUUGGAAUUUUUCUUUACAGAGGCGCCCUCGAGCAUGAGGUCUCUGGCGACUUCACUUUCAUGGGCAUCAUUAGCGAUGGGGUAUUACUUGAGCUCAGUAAUUGUGUCCAUAGUGAAUGAUAUCACGGGAAAGUCCGGCCAUCGGCCUUGGCUUUCCGGUGCUGACAUUAAUCAUUAUCAGCUCGAGAGGUUCUAUUGGUUGAUGUGCGUCUUGAGUGGGAUCAAUUUCUUGCACUAUCUCGUCUGGGCCUGCCGAUAUAAAUAUAGAGGGUCGGGAAGUAGCUAGUUCAAUUACAAAGUUGUGUGUUACAAAUUAAUCUACACAGGAUUGAUCGAACAUGCCUGAAUGGUUGCCCUUUUGGUGUAUGUAAGUGCCUUGUUUCGGGCAAUUAUUUUGUAACCAGGAUUGGUUCAAUAUUAUGGACAAUUGCAUGGAUGGUAA